AUCAAACUGUUUUGCUCAACAUGGUUCGUUUUCUGGGCCUGUCGGCUGUCCUGCCUGCGUCGCUACUCUUCACAUCAACAUCAUUUGCGAAGCCCCAGAAUGAUGUUCUUCCUAGGCAACUGCGCUUGGCAUAUGCCGGAGAACAGGGUAUGAUGGUUAGUUGGAACACUUAUUCUCAGUUGACCAAGCCCACGGUUCGCUACGGCCGCAAGCCCAACCAAUUGGAUCAGGAGGCCUCUUCCGAUGUCUCAGUCACUUAUGAAACAUCUUUGACCUACAACAACCAUGUUCCGUUGCUGGAUCUGGAGCCAGGCACUGUUUACUACUACCUGCCUGAACAUAGCAAUGCUACCGAGCCAUACACUUUCAUGGCCAGUCGCCCUGUGGGGGAUCAGGCUCCAUAUUCGGUCGCGGUAGCAAUUGACAUGGGAGUGAUGGGCCCUGAAGGCCUAACCACCCAUGUCGGCAAAGGCGCAGGCCACCCUUUGAAGCCUGGGGACAACAAUACCAUGCAGUCUCUCCAAGAACAGGGAGCAAGCACGGACUUCUUAUGGCACCCGGGCGACAUUGCCUACGCCGACUAUUGGCUCAAGGAGGAAAUCCAAGGGUUUCUUCCUAAUACAACCAUUGCCGAUGGAUACAAAGUCUACGAAUCCUUACUGAACCAAUACUAUGAUGAAAUGUCGGCCAUCACUUCGAAGAAGCCAUAUAUGGUGGGCCCUGGCAAUCACGAGGCCAACUGUGAUAACGGUGGUACAAGUGACUCAACGCAUCACAUCUCUUACAAUGUCUCCAUCUGUAUGCCCGGUCAAACCAACUUCACCGGCUAUCGUAACCACUUCCGCAUGCCCAGUCCCCAAUCGGGGGGUGUGGGCAACUUCUGGUAUUCGUUCGACAGUGGUAUGGUGCAUUACGUUCAAUUCGACACGGAAACUGACCUCGGGCACGGUUUCAUCGGUCCGGAUGAAAUUGGAGGAAGCGAGGGUGAGGAAAGCGGCCCAUUUAGCACGCUUCGCGACGCCCAGCUCAACUGGCUUGAGAAGGAUUUGAGCUCUGUGGAUCGAAACAAGACCCCAUGGAUUAUUGCUGCCGGUCACCGUCCCUGGUACAUCAGCGCCAAGAAUCAGAGCGGCACAAUCUGCGAGGACUGUCGUAAGGUUUUCGAGCCGAUUUUUCUGAAGUAUGGUGUUGACCUGGUUCUAUCUGGUCACACGCACUUAUACGAGCGAAAUGCACCAAUCAGGACUUUCAAUGCUGACCCUAACGGCUUGAACAAUCCCAGCGCCCCCUGGUAUAUUACCAACGGUGCUGCUGGUCACUACGAUGGAUUGGAUUCCUUGAAGUAUCCUCUCCAGCCUUACUCGCGCGCGGCACAGGACUCGGCGUAUGGUUGGAGCAAGCUCACUUUCCACAACUGCACGCACCUCACCCAUGAGUUUAUCAGCAGUUCCAACGGGACUGUGCUUGAUACUGCUACUCUUUUCAAGAGGCGAGAAUGCAGCGCAAAGCCUUAG
This is a messenger RNA of Aspergillus pseudonomiae, 1514 nucleotides long. Its product is annotated as purple acid phosphatase family protein. The record is from RefSeq and is a predicted model, not a curated record. The coding region runs from base 21 to 1514 and encodes 497 amino acids. Gene Ontology annotation, molecular function: acid phosphatase activity; metal ion binding. NCBI's taxonomy places the organism in Eukaryota, Fungi, Ascomycota, Eurotiomycetes, Eurotiales, Aspergillaceae. The transcript has 4 exons.